Neomonachus schauinslandi (Hawaiian monk seal) is the source of this 1017-nucleotide messenger RNA. Its product is annotated as N-acetyllactosaminide beta-1,6-N-acetylglucosaminyl-transferase-like. Lineage: Eukaryota; Metazoa; Chordata; Mammalia; Carnivora; Phocidae. Gene Ontology annotation, cellular component: membrane. The transcript has a single exon. Bases 1 to 1017 code for a protein of 338 amino acids. Gene Ontology annotation, biological process: transforming growth factor beta receptor signaling pathway. Gene Ontology annotation, molecular function: acetylglucosaminyltransferase activity. The record is from RefSeq and is a predicted model, not a curated record.
AUGCCUUCGAUGCGUUACCUCUUUAUAGUUUCUGUUUCUUGCGUAAUCAUUUUUAUUGUGUUCUACGUGCUCAGUUUUGGGGGAGAGCAAAGCUUCCAGAGGCUGAAUAACUCAGACACUUUGAUGCUGACUCAAGUUUGCGCAUCCUUUGUCAGAGACAAAACGCCUUUCCUGUGGAGAAACAAACUGAUAAUGUACGAGAAGUCUUCUUGCAAGGAUUACCUGACCCAAAGCCACUACAUCACGGCCCCUUUAUCUAAAGAAGAAGCUGAAUUUCCUUUGGCAUAUAUGAUGGCCAUCCAUCACAAUUUCGAUACCUUUGCAAGGCUCUUUAGAGCUAUUUACAUGCCUCAGAAUGUCUACUGUGUUCAUGUGGAUGAAAAGGCGACCGUUGAAUUUAAAGAUUCAGUGGAGCAAUUACUGAGCUGCUUCCCAAAUGCUUUCCUGGCUUCCAAGAUGGAGCCAGUUGUCUAUGGGGGGAUCUCCAGGCUCCAGGCUGACCUGAACUGCAUCAAAGACCUUGCGGCGUCCAAGGUACCAUGGAAGUACGCCAUCAACACGUGCGGGCAAGACUUCCCCCUGAAAACCAACAAGGAGAUAGUUCGGUAUCUGAAAGGCUUUAAAGGGAAAAACAUUACCCCGGGGGUGCUGCCCCCAGCUCACGCUAUUGGACGGACUAAAUACGUCCACCGGGAGCACCUGGGCAAAGAGCUUUCCUAUGUGAUCAGAACCUCAGCGCUGAAACAACCUCCUCCCCAUAACCUCACCAUUUACUUUGGCUCUGCCUAUGUUGCUCUAUCCAGAGAGUUCACCGACUUUGUCCUCCACGACCCACGGGCUGUUGACUUGCUCCACUGGUCCAAAGACACUUUCAGCCCUGAUGAACAUUUCUGGGUGACGCUCAAUAGGAUCCCAGGUAUGUGUGGUUCCGUGUUUCACAUGACGUCAACGUGCUGUACUUGGAAAGGCUUCUCCAGAGCCUGCUCCUUUUUAGUGGAUGUAGAAGAUGAAAAGUGA